Molecule: messenger RNA, 1671 nt
Organism: Morchella importuna
Lineage: Eukaryota; Fungi; Ascomycota; Pezizomycetes; Pezizales; Morchellaceae
Exons: 3
Coding region: 1-1671 (556 amino acids)
Source: RefSeq, a predicted model, not a curated record
AUGGCCCACCCUGGCGAAAGUUCCCGCCAGGGAAACCGCACCCCCUCGCAGUUUAUUCCCACCAAUGACCAUUAUAUAACCUUCCUGCCCGGUGGCCUUCAGACCCUCUCCCCGUCUGCUCACUUGGCCCGCCACCAGAUUCGGCUCGAGACGGAGAUCCGCCGCCUGGAACGGGAACAAAUUUUCCGUGACCUCGAGUAUCGUGUCCAGCGGAUCCAACGCUAUCACCAGGCUCACCCCCAACCCCAGGCUCACCCUCACCCCCAGGCUCACCCCCAGCCCCAAAUUCACCUCCAGCCCCAGGCUCACCCCCAGCCCCAAAUUCACCUCCAGCCCCAGGCUCACCUCCAACCCCAAGCUCACCUCCAGAUCCAAGCUGACCUCCAGCUCCAAGCUGACCUCCAGCUCCAAGCUGACCUCCGGCUCCAAGCUGACCUCCAGGCUUACCCCCACCCCCAGCCCCGGGCCUACCCCCAGGCCCAGGCUCAUCUCCAGUCCCAAUCCAGCUCAUCCUCUUCCGAUCAAUCUGGUGGCGGGGAAAAAAAUCCUCCAGCACCGACAGCGGCCAUAUAUAGGCUGCUUCGCCUGCUUCGCCCUGGGCCGGACGGUGAUUUCCGCCCUACGUUGGGCGAUACCAGUGGGUCCUACGGCUGGCCGGGGUAUACUGGAGUAGAGAAGUAUCCUAGCAUUGAAUUCCUGGAGAAAGGUGGAUUUAAUAUUAUAUGGCUUCUGACCACAAAUGGGCCGGAUGGAAAGCCAAGACGCAUGGUUUUUCGGGUCCCGAUAGGCGGGCUGGAUGAAGGCUCGGGAAUCAGGGUUAGUCUUGUGAAUGAGGUUGCCACUCUCAGGUAUAUUCGCAAGCAUGUCCCGAGUAUUCCGGUUCCACAGGUGUAUGCAUUUGAUGCCGGUGAUACGCUUAUUGGGGUUCCGUUCGUCGCGAUGGAAUUCAUCCCUGGUAAUACGCUCAGGUACAUGUGGCCGAGGUAUUCUGAGGAAGAGCGUGAGGUUGCUUGCGAUAACUUGGCCAGUGUCGUGAUGGCAAAGAUUUUCACCGAGUUUAAAAAGAUUGGCGGUAUCACACUCGAAGGCGAAGGCAGAAUUGGUCCUGCUGUGGAGUAUUCGAGAGUUUCUGAUCCAGGAAGGAAGGAGCUUUACACCAAUGAGUGUUAUGACAUUGGCCCAUACGACUCUAUCAAUGACUAUGUUCUCGCCAGUUACGACAAGGAGUUGAAGUACUAUACUAGUAUAAGCACCGUUAAGCAUGGGGAGCCGAUCACUAGGGAGAUCAUCAAACUUAUGGAUUUUAUCGUUACACUAAUGGAGGCGCGCAUGGCAUUCUGUCUCUCUGAGAAGGCAGAUUCCGUCGAGCCGUUUGUGCUAAUCCACGGAGACAUGCACGGUAGUAACAUCCUCAUGAACGGGACAAGCAUCGCUGGGGUGCUGGACUGGGAGUUUGCGGGAUCGUACCCGCUCAGUGAUAUGCUGAGGAGGGGCUUUGGCUGUCAGGGUGCACCGUGGGAGAGAAGGGUCAAGGAUAUAGUGCUCGAAAGGGUAGGCGAGUGGAAAAUGGAUAUGUUGGAGAGCUACGAGGAGCCUGCAUGGGCCAAGGUGAGGGGGCUCACCGUCCCGGUGUCGCCAAAUGGAGAUAUCGCAGUUUAUGAGACUAUAUAA